AUGCCUUCACAUAAGCCAACGCCUCCUCCUUAUGAUGUCGCCGUCGAUGUUGUCAUCGUUGGGGCCGGAUUUGGCGGUUGCUAUGCACUUCACGAAAUGCGUCGUCAAGGCUACACAGCCAAGAUUCUUGAAGCUGAAGCUGACUUCGGUGGUGUUUGGCACUUCAACAGAUACCCCGGUGUCAGGGUUGACUCCGAGACUCCUGUGUACCAGCUAAGUCUGCCCAAUGUCACAGACUCUUUCAACUUUACAGAAAGAUUCCCUGACGGCGAGGAGCUGCGGCGAUACUUUGCCCAUCUGGAUCAGACUCUAGAUCUACGCAAAGAUACCAUCUUCAAUACUAGAGUCAUUGGCGUUCACUUCGAUGAAACAAAAACUACAUGGUCUUUCUCCACAGAGUCAGGAUUGCGCGCUACCUCCCGAUACGUCAUCUUCGCGUCCGGGUCGACCAACAAGGCCUUCAUUCCCAAUUUCCCCGGCAUCGAACGGUUCAACGGAACCCUUAUUCAUCCUUCAUCCUGGUUACAGAAUCUUGAUGUAAAGGGGAAGAAGAUUGGAAUCAUUGGCCAGGGUGCCUCCGGAGUCCAAAUACUUCAGACCCUUGCGAAACAAGAUUGCGAGGUGACCGUGUUUAUUCGGACUCCCUGCACAGCGAUGCCGAUGGGUCAGAGACCCAUAUCCACUAGAGAGUCGGAAGAGUUGAAGAAUCUCUAUGACGGUAUCUUCACCAAGGCAAAAUACAACAGUUCGGCAGGGUAUGCCUAUAAUCCCUGCCACGCUUCUUACAACGACCUAAGCAAAGAAGAGCGCCAUCAAUAUUACGAGAAGCUAUGGGCAAGGGGCGGGUACGGUUUCUUAUCGAGCAACUUUCCAGAAAACAUGUUCAGCAAAGAGGCAAAUGCAGAGGUGUACGACUUCUGGGUAAACAAGGUGCGAGCACGCAUGACCGACCCUGUCAAACGCGACAUUGUUGCUCCCCUGAAGCAGUUUCAAUGGAUUGGAACAAAGCGGCCCAGCUUGGAGAUGAACUAUUACGAGAUGCUGGACCGCCCUAACGUCAAGCUCGUGGACCUGAAGAGCACGCCAAUCAAAGAAUUUACAAGUGGCGGAAUCACCACGAUUGACGACAAAGCUCAUGAGCUGGAUGUUGUGGUUUUUGCUACUGGCUACGAUUCUGUGACAGGAAGCCUUUAUGACAUGAAUAUCAACGACAAGGGCGGCAAUUCGCUGCAGAAGAAAUGGGAAGAGGGAAUCAAGACGUAUCUCGGAAUGAUGGUUCCUGGACUUCCCAAUGCCUUCAUCCUUUACGGCCCACAGGCCCCGACCGCGCUGGCAAACGGUCCUCCAUUUCUCGAACUUCAAGUCGAAUGGGUCACCAAGCUUCUAGAUAAUAUGAAGAAAGACAAGGUACAGACAGUCGAGGUCUCUAGUGAGGCGGCAGAGGCAUGGGGACAAGCCUCCUCAGACACGUUCGAAAUGCUGCUCCAUCGGGAGACUCCGUCUUGGUGGAAUGGAGCGAAUAUCCCUGGCAAGAGGAGAGAACCGCUGAUCUGGCACGGCGGUAUCCCGGCUUGGUGGAAGGAGUGUUCCAAUGCACUCGCAGAUUGGUCCAAAUUUACUGUCAGCAAGUAA
Ilyonectria robusta is the source of this 1632-nucleotide messenger RNA. RefSeq lists its product as uncharacterized. The record is from RefSeq and is a predicted model, not a curated record. The transcript has a single exon. Gene Ontology annotation, molecular function: oxidoreductase activity. The coding region runs from base 1 to 1632 and encodes 543 amino acids. NCBI's taxonomy places the organism in Eukaryota, Fungi, Ascomycota, Sordariomycetes, Hypocreales, Nectriaceae.